Messenger RNA from Amphimedon queenslandica, 907 nucleotides. RefSeq lists its product as uncharacterized. The record is from RefSeq and is a predicted model, not a curated record. Lineage: Eukaryota; Metazoa; Porifera; Demospongiae; Haplosclerida; Niphatidae. Bases 19 to 870 code for a protein of 283 amino acids. The transcript is spliced from 7 exons.
GCUAGUAAAUGCUACAAAAUGGCGCGUUUUUAUACGGAACAGCAGCAGACUGUGCUGAAGGCCUACUUUUAUGAAAAAGGAGUCAACUCUUGUGGCAAAGGACGAAUGAAUGAAAUUGAAGCUAUAUCUCAGGAACUCCAGUGUCCUGUAAAGAAAGUAAAGAACUGGAUAAAUGCUGAGCAACGACGUUGUAAAAAGAAAUCAUCUCCUGAUAUUUCUAAUGUACCAAGUAUUGUAGUAACUCGUGGCUUUAGAAAACGAUCAGGGUUUCAGACUUUUUGUCAUGAAAAGUCACUAUCAUCGUCUACCCCUUCUAUGCCUCAACUUUCACAAAUGUGGCAACAACUGCCUGAGUCAGAGAAAAAGGAUUGGUCAGAUAAAGGACGAGAAAUAACACAGUCUUGUACUAAAAGGAAGGCCAUCAAUGACUUAGUCUCAUCUUUGCGUAGUAAUCUUUUAAAUCUCUCUAAACUUGGAGUAGAAGGCUAUGCAUCUGUCCUUAAUUUAGAAUCAUCUGAGUCACAGUUAAUGACAUCUUCUGAUAAAAUUGACAAUUUUUUAGAACUGGAACAAAUUGAGGACAAGUUUUUCAAGUAUAUGUGUGGAAUGGAAUAUCGUUUAAACUUAAAAAAGAAAAAGUCUUUUGAUGACAUCCUCAAGAAAGUACGCCUGUCAUUCAGGAAUAAAUACAUGGAGGCUACUGGUAAAGGACGUAUUCCUUAUGGCAAGUUAAAUGAACUUGGAUGUCAUGUCACUGGUCUUCCAGAAGGCAUUUCAUUUAAGCAACCAUCGCAAUAUAGUUUCUCAGAUUUAAGAACAGUUUGUAACAGUUUAAGUGAUAUUAAAUUUAUGAAAAUAAUUGCUGAAUGAUAAUUUGAAAGAUGUUAACUGUUUCAUUCAAACUAUA